Molecule: messenger RNA, 489 nt
Organism: Lactuca virosa
Lineage: Eukaryota; Viridiplantae; Streptophyta; Magnoliopsida; Asterales; Asteraceae
Source: the annotation of a GenBank genome assembly
AUGGUCGAUGGACGUUCAGGUUGUAGAGGUGGUGGGUUGAAGGACACAGAGGCGGAAGAGUUUAGACUUUUUAGGGUUUCUGAGAAGAUGAAUUCACCUUUUUGUGUUGAAGAUUUUGCAUCACUCCAAAGUUGUUUUAUGUGGUGGGAUUUGACAACCGUCAGGGUUGAGUUUGUUUGGAAAGACAUCAAGAGGAACAAACUAUUUAUUAUCCUUCUUGAUAAAAAUAGACACAAAAUGGCUGCUAUUGUCCCACCAAACCUUAUCCAGUUAUACGAGAAGAAGAAUUUGAUUGGACAAGUUUUUUCUUUGGGUCAUUUCCAAGUUGAAAAAAUCAUAGAAGAUUAUCCCAAAAUUGAAAAUUAUAGCUUUGUAUAUAGAGAUUUGGAGAUAAUUAUCGACAACAAGACAAAGUUUAAUCGCUUGACAACCGAUAUUGAAAAGGGGUUUGCACUUUAUCCGUUGGUGGCUACUAUUAAAACUCUAUAG